Molecule: messenger RNA, 356 nt
Organism: Owenia fusiformis
Lineage: Eukaryota; Metazoa; Annelida; Polychaeta; Sabellida; Oweniidae
Source: the annotation of a GenBank genome assembly
CCUCGUUGCAUUUGUACAGUAUGGUGUCAAACACUUCUGCUAUGUCGGAUUUGUCUUUUUCCGGCACGUUGCAGGGUAUCUUGGGGAUAAGGCCAUUGGGUAUUCCCUCUGGUGAAUUGUUGAUGCUGUUGAGUGCUCCUUGGUGGCGAGCCUCUCAGUGGGUUGCUUUUCUUAGGUUCUCCAGCACAAUUCUGUCUGCUUUGGCUGUAGGCAGUUUGUUUGGCGUUCUUCGUGAUUUGAGGCCUAGAGUAUCCAUGAUGUUAGUUGGUUUCUUUGAUAUUUGGUAUGGCGUUAUCCUGGAUGUGUUUGUGUUGGUUCUACCCUUGGUUUUUGGUCUGCCAUUGGUUAGGGUGUGG